Messenger RNA from Morchella sextelata, 2415 nucleotides. RefSeq lists its product as uncharacterized. The coding region runs from base 1 to 2415 and encodes 804 amino acids. Lineage: Eukaryota; Fungi; Ascomycota; Pezizomycetes; Pezizales; Morchellaceae. The record is from RefSeq and is a predicted model, not a curated record. The transcript is spliced from 2 exons.
AUGGCAUCUCCUCACGUAAACUCGGUUCUAGAAGUAGAUCAAGUAGACGCUGAAGAAGCCAGCCAGCGCCAACUGCGGGAGUUUGCAAGGUUCCAGAAACUGAAUCCUAGCCUCGGCGCUGAUGAAGCCGUAAAGAGCUUCCUCAGCGCCCAGCAGCAGCAGCAGCAGCAGCUACAGUCUCCGGUGGAUUUUAACACAAUCCAACGGAGCUCAGCGAUCCAGAUAGGCGGUGGUGGUGGUAUGAAUCAUAGUGGUAGCGGUGGCUUUCGGCCAGAAUCAUGUCCGCAGACAUCGAAUCUCCCACCGCUGGGUGGGGCUGGGGGCCAGCGGAUGGUGCGAGGAAACUCGACCAACCCGCAGCACAACAGCCUUCAGCACAGCUUCGCCCUCCGCGCCGGCCGCUCCCCCACACAAUUCAUUAACACGGUGCCCGUCACACCGGCGGACCCACCGCAACCACUGCUCACGCAGUACACGUCGGCCCCUACAGCACCCAGUUACCAAGUUCUGCACUCUCUCGGCCUCGACGACUUCGACACCGGCGCCACGCCCGCCGCCCUCCAGGAGUACCUGUUCCAGAACGACGACCCGUUCCCGCUGGCCCUGCGCCCCGAAAGCUUCAGUGGGUCCCGUUCCAACAAGGGCUACCCGGCACUCACCAUAAACCCGUUCAGCGCACCACAGAUGCGGUCGCAGCCGUCGUCGCAGCUAUCAUCGAGCUACACGGAAGACUCUGUGUUCCCGGACCUGGACCUGAGCCCGCAAAACAACAAGCACACACGCAGCUUCUCGCACGGCUCUGCCGAGUCCGAGCGGUUUGUGUUUGGCCAGCAUAAGAUGAGCCGGCAGGGCAGCGGGGCGAGUGGAUGCGAUGCGGGCUUCUCCAUGCUAAGAGUCCAUUCCUCGACGGGGAGUAUGGGCGGCGACAUAUUCUCCGAGGAUAUGGGGGAUCUGUUGUGCGGCGUGGGGGGGUUUGCGGGGGCUGGGGGGGACUUGGGGAGAGUGGCAGGGCAGGUUGUGUUGAAGAGGUCAUCGGAGGAGCUGGAUGGCGGGUUGGCUGGGCUAACUGAUUACUAUUCGCCGGGUUCGGCGGGGCUGAAGAAACAAAGGAGGGCCAAGGAGGAGGAUGUGAAGGAGGAGACGUCCACAGCAGUGAAGCAGGAGCUGAAGAAUUGCGAAGAGAUGGAUGAGAAGAAGCUUGUAGCGGAGAUACUACAGCGUCCUCUUCCUCUACCGCCGACUCCUCAGUCUACGUCCGACACUACUAUGGAUGUCAAACAGCAAGAGCCAAAGUCAGAGUCACAAAAGCCCUCAAAUCCCGUCUCCACAGUCCGACCAAAGACUACCACUGCCUCCCGCCCCCUCCCAACCAUCAAGCCCGGGAAGAACCCAAACACGCCCCCGACCCCCAGCACCUCCACGAAAUCCACCUAUGUCCGGCCCCCUCACCCACGCGUCUUCUGCACGAAAUGCACGGCCCAUCCUGAGGGCUUCCGGGGUGAUCAUGAGCUGCGCCGUCACACCGACAGAGAGCAUGCUUUAACCAGAAAGAUGUAUGUCAUCUGCGACAUCUCGAAGGGGAAGACACUCCUUGCCAAAUGCAAGGCCUGCCAGAGCGGGAAGAAAUAUGGCGUGGACUACAAUGCUGCUGCGCACCUGAGGAGACAGCACUUCAAGCCCAAGGUGCGGGGUGGUAAGAAUGGUAAAAAGGGGGCUGCGGCUGCGGCCGCAUCAGCGGGCACGCUGGAGCAGCACUCGGUGCCCGAGAUGGCCGAGCUGAGGAAGUGGAUGAUUGAGGUGAAUGUGGAGGUACCGCGGGAUAAGACCUCAUACAGCAAGAGGGGAAGAGACAACACUGCCGCCGCUUUAGCUGCGGCCUGUCAGGAUGAGGCCGGUGAUAGCAGCGAAGAUAACGAGGAUGAUGAUAAUAACAACGACGGCGAGGGUCAGGUUGCCGAUAAUCAGCUAAACACGAUGGACUCUUUGAUGCAGGGCAUGCCACUAAGCGGCGUCAACCACCACACCCCCAAUGACGGCUUCUCAUGGGCUGCGUGGGACAACAACACCAACUUUACAUACGCGGACCCAAAGAUCAUGCAGCACUUUACCCACCAGUUUGGGAUCCAGACCUCUGCUGGCGCUGGCUCGAUUCCCCUCACCAUAGCGGGCGGGUUCAACCAGCACGCCGCGGUACACAACAGCUUGCUGCCUACCCAUCAGGCGAUGAUGAUGAUGAUGCAUGGUAACCCACAGCAGAUGCAGCAGCAGCAGCAGCAGCAAUUGCCCUAUUUUGGGCAUGAGGUGGAUACCAACGCCUUUGGGGAGUGUAUGGCUACUGGAGCUGGGGUUGCGUCAAAGUUCUCGGAGCUGGGGCAGCUGUUUCCGGGGAUUAAUGUUGAGGUUGGUGAUGUUUGA